Molecule: messenger RNA, 2489 nt
Organism: Ostrinia furnacalis (Asian corn borer)
Lineage: Eukaryota; Metazoa; Arthropoda; Insecta; Lepidoptera; Crambidae
Product: gastrula zinc finger protein XlCGF26.1-like
Exons: 5
Coding region: 126-1736 (536 amino acids)
Biological process (GO): regulation of transcription by RNA polymerase II
Cellular component (GO): nucleoplasm; nucleus
Molecular function (GO): zinc ion binding; DNA-binding transcription repressor activity, RNA polymerase II-specific; RNA polymerase II cis-regulatory region sequence-specific DNA binding
Source: RefSeq, a predicted model, not a curated record
ACUGUACAAAAUGGCGGCGCAUCGUCGACGGCGUUUUUGACUGAAUAAAAAUUGAAAAUUUUAUAAAAUUACUCCGCUGAUCGGUUUAGUUAAUAAGUAAACGUUUUGUGUAAUAAACGCGAAAGAUGGAGACGAUAAACAACGGCAUGUGCCGGUGCUGUGCUUCCGAGGGCACGUUCAAAGAUGUCGCGACGAGGUACCAAUGGAUGGGAGAGGAGGAGGUCUACGGGGAAAUGUUACGAGAAUGCUUUGAUAUUACUCUGGCAGCGUCAGACGACGGCCAGGAGGCGGGCAUAUGCGAAGUGUGCAUCACACAACUGCGUAACGCCGCCAACUUUAAGAAGCAGGUGCAGAGGACAGAGGAGCAGUUUAAGAGGCGGCUGGAUGAUCUGCCGUUUAAAUCAAACAUAGUGAAGGUGGAAGCAAGUCCGUUGGAAGAAGCAGUCGGAGUGUCCGAUGACGAUGACAAGUACUCCGACGAAAUGAGUUUAAGUGAAUACCAAGAAAUUGCAAUCAAGACUGAGUCGUCAGACGAUACUAAGGCCAAAAAGCGGUCGGCCAAGGCGACGACAUCCCGGGCCAAACAGCCGAAGCUCGAAGCCGAGACGUCUUCGAAACGUAAAUGCGGCGCAAAAAAACGAAAACAGAAAAUAAAGGCUGAGGAGGUACACAUAGAGGUAGAUAACUUACCGUUCCGCGAGAAACAUCUCCCGGAGAUGAAAAAGCAGUGGCACAAUCUGACUACCCUGCUGAAGUACUCCAAUGCGACGCCGUUCAAGGACCGCAAUGACGCGGGAUAUGUCUGCGCUUACUGCUUCAAGACUUACCCCGACCCUAACGUGCUAAGAGCUCACACACAAAACGAUCACGUCAGAGAAAAACCCACCUACAAAGCCGGCUCUGGUAUGGCUAGCUUCGUAGCGUUCCUAGACAUUGUCGACCUCAAAUGCUCUCUGUGUGACCAAAACUUUGACAGCCUAAGCCCGCUCACCGAACAUCUAGUCAAAGAACACGACAAAAAAUACUAUCACGGCAUAACUGACUACUUCCAGCCCUUCAAACUGACCAACGAACAGCAAAUCAACUGCGUUCUAUGUGACGAAGUGUUCCACAACAUGAAACUGUUGAUGCAACACAUGAACGUACAUUACCGGAACUUUAUAUGUACCACGUGUGGUGCAGGAUUUGUGAAUAGUUUCCGCUUGAACCGGCAUGAGACGACUCAUGCCAAGAAGAAAUCUACCUUCCCUUGUCGCCAUUGUGGUCAGACAUUCGCUGCGGAGUCCAAAAGAAAGACUCACGUCAAUACAGAACACAAAGGAAUCGCUGGAGAUAGUGUAUGUCAGAUCUGUAAAGCUAGAUUCAAGAAUUAUUACCAGAAGACUCGGCAUAUGAUGCAAGUGCACAACGCUGAAGGCAUCAAAUGUGAUAUGUGCGAAAAGAAGUUCAAUUUGAAGUCGAAUUUGAUGCUUCACAUGCGGGGGGUACAUUUAAAAGAGCGGCCGUACGAAUGCUCCGUUUGCAGCAUGGGAUUCUUUAUCAAACGCCACAUGUUAGGGCAUUACAUGGCGACCCAUACAAACGAGAGGAAGUUCAAAUGUGAUAUAUGCGGGAAGGCAUACGCUACACAGAACAGUAAGGGGAAACACAUGAAGAAAAAUCACGGAAUAACUAAAACGUCUAUGAUGAAUCCAAAUCAGAAUCUGCAGCAGAAUAUGCCUAACAUGCCUAAGUGAAUUUUGUUAGUUUAAAGUAAGGGAUUUUGUACAUUUCCACGGAGUUACAUAUUUACCCGACUGAAUAACUACUUAGUUAAAAAUAUUCCUAUAAAAACGUUCAGUUUAUCUGAAUUUAAAAUGUAUUAGGGAAACUUUUAGCAUAAUAUAAAUCUUUUAACGAAUAUUUGAAUAACAAAUGCUGUACUUAUCGGCUUAACAAGUAUUGAAGUUAUGGACGACAUAUCCUUUUAUUUUUGGCUGUAAAGAUUUUAUUUAUUUUAUUCAAUUUGUGCAAAAAACCUAGCUGGCCUAAUGACAAUGCUUUCCUGAAAUACGGUAUUUUAUAAAUGGUUUUAAAUUCGUAAUAAUUUAUUGCCUUCCACGAAAUUCAUUCAAGACACUUUUCAAAGUUGAAUGAAUUUAGACAUUCCGAAACUGAAUAAAUCCUUGUGGUUACUGUUAUAUUUCCACGUUUGAAACUUAGUUUAAUGUUAAAUAAUAGGUAAUAGUAGUAAUCUAGUCUGAACAAUAAAGUCAUAUAGGCGUGUCUGUAUGAUUAACAACCAACAUCGAGUGAUCUUUAGUUUAUGUCUAGCUGAGACACGCCCAUCGCAUAAUAAACAAAAUAUUUAACAAAUGUUUUUCCUUAAGAUAUUAUUAUUUAGGUUAUUGUAAACUGUGUGUAUUUUGAAGAAAGGAUUGCAAUAUUUAUUGCUAUUAUACAAAAUUUGUAUCGUGAUUUGCCUAAUCAAGUAUUACUAUAAUAAUAUC